AUUCCAGGCUAUGGGCACAGACACGAUGGUAAUUCUGUACCAUUCAACAAAUUUAGGACUUAUGAUGAACUAUGAAUUCAUAAUGACCUAUGAGUUAGGAAGCGGUGUUAGAAAUAUGCCUGUGGAAUUCCAUAGUGUGGAGUUCCAUAAAAGGUUUUAAAUAACGUGAGACUGAGAUGGAUGCCUGGCUCCAAAACAAGAUACCUGGGUCCAGAUUCUAAACUGACUGCAGUGGAAUUACUCUGGAUCUACAACAACAUAAUUGAGUGUAUUCUCGGCCCCUUGGAAGAAAUGGUGAUUGUUACUCUUUAUCUGCUGGACAUCUUGGUUCAAGCCUUUGCAGCCCCUUGCAAUCCAAAUAAAGCAGACAUCAUUUUGGUGUAUUGCUAUCCUAAAACCAUCAUUACAAAAAUUCCCGAAUGUCCCUAUGGAUGGGAGGUUAAUCAGUUGGCUCUUGGAGGCGUUUGCUACAAUGGGGUUCAUGAUUCGGGAUACUACCAAUUCACGAUUCCAGAUUUAUCGCCCAAAAACAAGUCCUACUGUGGAACUCAAUCAGAGUUUAAAAACCCUAUCUAUCACUUCUACAACUCCAUCGUCUCCAACGACAGCUCGGUAAUCGUGAAGAGCCAGCCUGUGAAUUAUUCAUUCACCUGCACUUACCAUGCAAACUACUUGGUCAACCAGGCUGCCUUCGACCAAAGUCAUACGAAAUUUUCUCAAUUUUCUAGAGUGGCGACAGUCCAUGUGAAGAAUGGGAGCUCCGGUUCAUUUGAAAGUCAAUUAUCCCUCAACUUCUACUCUAAUGCCAAGUUUUCAAGUAAAAAAGAGGCUCCCUUUGUCGUCGAAACCUCAGAAAUUGGUUCAGACGUAUUUGCUGGAGUGGAAGCCAAGGGGUUAAGUAACAGGUUUAAAGUGGUUCUGAACAACUGCUGGGCAACACCUUCCUCUGAGUAUUUCUACCAAAUCCAGUGGCCACUGAUCACAAAAGGGUGCGCGACAGACAACUCUAUCUUAGUGCAUGAAAAUGGGAAAAACAGCCGGGCCACCUUCCAGUUCAAUGCUUUCCGGUUCCAAAACAUCCCCAAACUGUCCAAAGUCUGGCUGCACUGUGAGACACACGUAUGUGACAGUGAAAAGUUUUCCUGCCCUGUGCCAUGUGAAAAACGAAAACGACGCACCGAACAAACUGGAGGAGUUCUAGCGGCGGAAUUUGCAGUGCACAGCGGAGGUUUAUCCAGUCACUACAACUUCUCAGCUAUUCUCAGUCAUCUAAUCUUCAUGCUUGGACUCUGCGCUGUUUUACUGUGAGACACAGCCCAGCUGCAGUUCUUAACACAUUCCCCUCCCCCCACACUUUGUAACUGUACUUUACUACUUAAAACAAUGUUUAUUUUACUCACGGGGAGGGGCAGGGAAACUAUAUUGUUUUACAGGAAAAAUAAAUAAAACAUGGCUUGAUUUUUGUUUCUAUAAUAAUGGGAAAUAAUGACGCUGAUCUUUCUUUCCCCAGUCUCGGCAGUUAUGUUAUAAAAGUGAACGGCGAGGGCUUACACGUGCUGUUCGCUUCUCCCCUUUGAACUGGGGUGGUGUGAAACAGGGCUUGUUUCUAUUCUGUAAGAAACACUGGGACAUGCUAACUCAGCACUUCCCAAAGCUGAGCCCCCUUCAGAAACAAACGAACGAACAAAAAGCCCACCAGCUGUAGCCCCCUUCCACUGGGUCUUGUUAAAGAUUUACCCAGCUCAGUUUAGGACUUGAUCCUGCAAGGUGCUGAGCGCUCAGCCAUGAUCCAGUGAAGCACUUUAAGCACAUGAGCUGUCCCACUGAAGUCAAUCGGAUUAUUCAUGUGCAUAAGUAUCAAGAUCAGGCCCAAAUGCUCAGCACCAUACAGAACUGAGCCCUCACACAUCUCAUGCAUCUCCCCUCCUCUACC
Mauremys reevesii (Reeves's turtle) is the source of this 1933-nucleotide messenger RNA. It is a transcript of the gene TECTB, whose product is annotated as tectorin beta. Lineage: Eukaryota; Metazoa; Chordata; Testudines; Geoemydidae. Gene Ontology annotation, cellular component: cell surface. The transcript has 12 exons. The record is from RefSeq and is a predicted model, not a curated record. Bases 181 to 1308 code for a protein of 375 amino acids.